This is a messenger RNA of Hevea brasiliensis (rubber tree), 4918 nucleotides long. Its product is annotated as putative disease resistance protein At3g14460. The record is from RefSeq and is a predicted model, not a curated record. NCBI's taxonomy places the organism in Eukaryota, Viridiplantae, Streptophyta, Magnoliopsida, Malpighiales, Euphorbiaceae. Bases 191 to 4600 code for a protein of 1469 amino acids. Gene Ontology annotation, biological process: defense response to other organism. The transcript has 2 exons. Gene Ontology annotation, molecular function: protein binding; ADP binding.
UUGUAGAAGAUAAGUGUUUGUAACUAAUUGCAUCUAAUUUCAGAUUAGUUGAAUGUAUAAAUUAAUUUAUACCUCAUAAGAAUUUUCCCCGUUUUAUAUCCCGUUGAUUUCUUUCAUACACUUUCCCCUGUCCUUGCCUUCUUGAAACUUCAAUUUUAGUUACAUCACCUUCGUUGGCGAUACCUUCAACAUGGCUUCACCCUUCAGCUCCAUCGUGGAUUGGGUAGCAGGAGAGAGAUUUGCCUCUGCUUUCCUUCGACCCUUGUUGGACCGACUGGAAGAGGACUGUUGGAGAUAUGAUCACGAUGCUAGACUUGAGACGAACUUAACCGAUUCAUUGCGUUCAAUCAAGGCUUUCCUUGAAGAUGCAGACGAUAAGCAAUUUGCAAGUAUUGAGUUCAAAAAGUGGCUUGAGAAACUCAAUGAUGCUGUGUACAAUCUGGACGACCUCCUGGAUAAGAUUGCUACUGAUGCUGCGCAACAAAAUUCAGAAGCCAAAUCCCAGAACCCAAGAAGCUGGAAACGCAAAUUGUCCUUUACCAAAAAAAUAUCUCCCAAACCAUAUGGGAAGCGUAUGGGGAUAAAGGUAAUUGCUAGAAGAAUUAAAAGCCUUGAAAGAGAAGCAGAACGCCUUGGCCUGGUGGUGAGGGUGAUUAAAAGGAACGAAAAUGCUGGAAGUGAGCCAGUUAAAAGAUUCCCUUCUACAGAUUCCAUUGUCUGCGGAAGACAUGAGGAUAAAGAAAAGAUUGUAGUUAAAUUGUUGCAGUCACAUGAUGCCAGCCAUGAUGGGAUACCCGUAAUCUUCAUUGUGGGCACGGCCGGACUAGGCAAGACCACCCUUGCUCAGCUUGCAUUCAACGACCAAAGAUUGAAGACUCAAUUCGACCUCAAAGUAUGGGUCUACGUUGGAGAUGACUUUGACGUUCGCAAGGUGAUGAAAAUAAUUCUUGCCACCACAACUGGGCAAUAUCCUGGGGUUGACCAUUUAGAUCUGCUUAAGUUGAAUGAGAGUUUGUUCGGGAAGAAACUUCUACUUGUCUUGGAUGAUAUUUUGAAGUGGAAUGAUGAUAGCUGGAAUACCCUUCGGAAACUUUUAAGAGACGCAGCAAAAGGAAGUAGGAUUGUCAUAACCACAACUGAACCGCCGAGGGACAUGGAAUUUAAGACAUCCAUCAUUUCUUCGUAUAAGCUAAAGCCCUUAUCCACGGACGAGUGCUUUUCGCUAUUAGUAAAACAGGCAUUCAGAGAAAAAAGCCCAAGUUCACAUCAAGAGCUCGUGGAGAUCGGCAAACAGAUAGCCGCCAGGUGUGAAGGUUUGCCUUUAGCUGCAAAAGCGCUUGGCAGUAUCUUGCGCUCCAAACGAGCUGUUGAAGAUUGGAAGGCCAUCUUGGAAAACAGCAAGGGAGGCAUUCCUUCAGCUCUCAGACUCAGCUAUUCUCACCUCCCUGCAAAUCUGAAGCGAUGCUUUGCCUACUGUUCAAUAUUUCCUAGGGGCUACGAAUUUGAGAAAGAAAAACUAGUCCGCUUGUGGAUGGCAGAAGGUUUCCUCCAGCAGCCCAAAAAUAGAAGAGAGGAGGAUGCAGGUGAUGACUAUUUCCUCGAUCUAUUAUCGAGUUCAUUUUUCCAAUAUUCAUCCACUAAUAAAUCAUGUUUUGUAAUGCAUGAUCUUAUUAGUGAUUUUGCUCAAUUGGUAUCCAAAGAAUUUUGCUUCAGAUUAGAGGAUGGUAUUUCUCAUAUGCGUGAAAAAAUUCUCCAUGCCUCUUACACUAGAGGCAACAAUGAUCCAUCCGACAAAUUCAAGCUCAUUCUUACAGCCAACCGCUUGAGGACAUUUCUUAUGAUUGAUUCGCCAUUGGAUCAUAAAUCUUGUCAUCUAAGUAAAGAAAACUUGCACGAUUUGUUUUCGGGGUUAACACACUUGCGAGUGUUCUCUUUGGCCUUCUAUGGUUUCACUAAAGUGCCUGAUUCGAUAGGCAAGUUGAAACACCUACGCUACCUAGACCUCUCUCACACCGCACUAGAAAUUUUACCUGAAUCAGUAAGCUCCCUUUACAAUUUGCAAACAUUGGAUUUGUCCUACUGCCAUUCCCUCAGCAAAUUGCCGCAAGGCAUGGUGCAGCUUGUUAACUUGCGUCAUCUUCUCAUUACUAAAACUAAUGUGCAGUGUAUGCCAUUAGGAAUGAGUAGAUUAACGAAUCUUCAGACCCUGUCUAACUUUAUUGUGGGCGAAUGUGGCUCCAAAGUUAAUGAGUUGUCAGGGCUUUCUGAUAUUCGCGGAACACUAUCCAUUUCUAAGUUGCACAAUUUAGAUCCUGAUAGUGAUCCUUUGGAUGCCAAAUUGACAGCAAUGAGAUAUCUUGAUGAGCUAGAAUUGGAAUGGAACUGGGAGAGUGGAGAUCCAAAGAAAGACGAAAAAGUACUUGAAAACCUUGAGCCUCCCCAAAAGUUGAAAAGACUGGUCAUUAAAUCUUAUGGUGGCACAGGAUUUCCAUGGUGGUUGGGAAAUUCUUCUUUUGCAGACUUAGUGUUUCUAUCUCUUAGCAACUGCAAAGAUUGUUUGCAAAUGCCCUCACUAGGGAAUCUGCCAUCUCUUGAAGUUCUCGAAAUAGAAGGGCUUUCUAGAGUAACAAGAUUGGGCGUGGAGUUCUAUGGGACGCACUGUCUGAAGACUUUGAAAUUUAACAGGAUGCUUGCAUGGGAGGAAUGGGAAACUGACGAAAUUGGAGAUGGAAAAUUUCCUUGUCUGGAUGAGCUUCUAAUAAUCAACUGUCCUAAUCUGAAGGGCCAUGUACCAAAGAGCCUUCCUUCCCUGACAAAACUGGUGAUUUCAAAUUGUCCCAAACUUGUUGAUUCACUUCGUCUGCAAAAGACUUCAGCAAAAUGUGAUAUCUUCAUAGAUGAUAAGAAGAUACAACCUAGAAGUGAAGAUGAAGAUCCCUUACCAGUCUACCCUGAAAAAGGUGUGAUUUCAAGCUGCGCACAAGAAUUUCAGACUGCUUCAGAAAGCCCUACGCAUGUUGCCUCACAAUCCUCCUUACAAACGACAAGAGCCACAGACGUAGACGUUGCACAUCAAGCUGAUGAUCAGGCCAAAGCAUUCGACUCUUUCCUUUGGAUUUCAAAAUAUUCAGAUAAUGGACAAUUGGAGAAACAAUCACAUGUAACGGAUAUUUCAAGUCGCUCGGAAAAAGUUGGUUCUCAGACUGCCUUGGAUAGUACUAAACAGACUGUUGACCUGCAAUCUGCUGUCCAUACUAGUGCAACUGCAACCAUUACACACCAAGCUGAUGAUCAAGCCAAGGUAUUCGACUCUUCCCCAGGGAGUUCAAAAGAUGACACACGGUUAAAGAAAUUGCCACAGACGACUGAGAUUUCAAGCCUCCCAGAAAAAUUUGCUUCUGAGACUACCCCAGGUUCUACGUCACAUGAUGUUGCUCUGCAGUUCUCUCCGCUAAUGACUAAAAUGACGGCUGACAGUAGUACAUAUCAAGCUGAUAUAGGGGUCAAGCCAUUUCUCAGCCAUGAUGGAAUGCAACACCAGUACUCUUCCCCUGGAAUUUUGAAAGUUUCAGAUAUUGCGGAAUUGAGCAAAUUGCCAACUGACCUACACAGCCUCAGAAUUGAAGGAUGCGACACCUUGGAGUCCUUUCGUUCGGAAAUUCUCAGCAGCAACCCUUUUCUUCAACAUUUAUAUGUCAUUGAUUGUGGUUCUCUUAUUUCCUUUGCUGAAGGUGCUCAUCCUACCGCCUUGAAGACACUACAUUUCCGAAACUGCAGGAAGUUAAACUUUCUUUUCACUUCAGAGAUGUUGCAUCAAUUUGCAGAUUUGGAACAUUUGUGCAUAGGGAGCAGCUGUGAUUCUCUCGAGUCCUUCCCCUUAGACUUCUUUCCAAAGCUUAAAAUUCUGUGUCUCUGGGACUGCAUGAAUCUCAACUCCCUUUCAAUUCAGAAGGCAAUCAGUCUAGAGUCACUUGACGCCUUGGAAAUCAGGGAUUGCCCGAAUCUGGUAUAUUUCCCAUCAGGAGGAUUGCUCGCCCCCAACUUGACGUCAGCUUUCUUCUCUAAUUGCAAGAAUCUCAAGUCCCUACCCAGACAAAUGUGCCGCCUGGAAUCUCUUCAGUCGCUAUUUAUAAGUAAUUGUCCAGAACUUGAAUCACUUCCAAAUGAUGAUUUGCCUGCCCGCCUAAAUUUACUUUGCAUUACAUCUUGCGACAAAAUCACUCUCAGGAAAGAAUUGGAACUGAAUAGACUUGAUGCUCUAAGUCAUUUAGAGAUUGAAGGUGGAUGUGUGAAUAUAGAGUCAUUUCCGGAGAAGGGGCUGCUGCCUGCCAAUCUUAUUUCACUUCGCAUCAGCAGGCUUCUGAAUCUCAAAUUUCUGGACCAAGAGGGGCUUCAACAACUCACUUUUCUUGAAAAGCUGGAAAUUAGCUGCUGCAAAAGGCUCCGUUCCUUGCCAGAAAAGCUACCUAACUCUUUAUCUUCUAUAAGUAUCAAAGAAUGUCCUCUGCUGAAAGCAAGACUCCGGAAUAAGAGGGGAACAGAUUGGUCCAGAAUUGCUCACAUUCCUAGCAUAUUUAUUGAUGAGGAAGAAUCUCAUUAGCGUCUUAGAACAUAUGAUAUGCUGCAGUCAUAAGGAGUGCAAGGGAAAGAAAAUAUUGCAUUCAGAACAUAAUAGCAGCUUUCUUGUAGUUCUGUUUUUUCAAUGAAGAUUUCCAACUGCAAAUUUCCUUUAUGUAAAAGUUUUUAGAUGGGUCUUGAGCAUUAAAGCAUGUGUUAGUACAAGGAUGAGAGCUUUGUUGUACCUGUAAAAAUAUGUAUAUUUAGGCAAACUCCAUAGGUGGAUUAAUCCACAAAAAUCAUCCUAUUUGAUUGUCCUGUUUAUAAUUUAUCUUGAACUUCAUCUUCCUUGUCUGAUUUA